AUGCCUGGCACAUCAAGGAUGCCGGUAAGUCUGCGAAAUACUCUGAAUGCCCAGAGAGGGGGAUCAAGCAGUCAAUUUCUUGCUUUUAAUAUUGAUCUGUUUCGAAAUCUAAUAUUUUUCCUCUUUGUCCUACGAUGGACGAGGAAAAGUUUCCUGAAGCUAAAGGGUCGUGGGAUACUUGGCACCGCUGCCGAUGCAUUAAUGGCUGUUCGUCGAUAUGCUUACGGCCUAUUUCUUCGAGCACCAGGUGUGCGAUCCCAAGUUAAAACUCAAGUCAAUGAGGCAAUCACAAAACUUCAAGCCAAACUUGUACCGUCAGGGCCCGGAAUCGUACGCCACUUGACCUUACCCAAAGAAGGAUGGUCUGAAGACUCAGUUAGUAAAGAAUUAGAGUCCCUUGCAUCAAUGGAGCACACCAGAUGGGAAGAUGGCCUAGUUUCAGGUGCGGUAUACCAUGGCGGAGACGCUUUAUUGAAGUUACAGACUGAGGCAUAUGGACUCUUCUCUGUGGCCAAUCCGAUACACCCUGAUGUUUUUCCUGGAGUUCGUAAAAUGGAGGCUGAAAUUGUAGCCAUGGUACUUGCAAUGUUCAAUGCACCUACUGGAGCUGCUGGAGCGAGUACAAGUGGUGGAACAGAGUCAAUCCUGAUGGCAUGUCUUAGUGCUAGACAGAAAGCAUAUGCAGAGAGGAAUGUGAGGGAGCCAGAGAUGAUCCUUCCGGAAACAGCUCACCCAGCAUUUCGCAAAGCUGGGUCAUAUUUUGGCAUAAAAACGCAUUUAGUCUCAUGUCCAGCACCCAGCUAUCAAGUUCAUGUUCCUUCAGUAAGCCGCCUUAUAAACAGCAACACGAUACUACUUGUCGGUUCUGCACCAAAUUUUCCCCAUGGAAUCAUGGACGAUAUCAGCGCAUUAUCAAAGCUUGCGAUUAAACGAAAGAUACUACUACAUGUAGACUGCUGCCUCGGCUCUUUUCUUGUACCUUUUCUGAAGAAAGCUGGAUUUGAGACAGAACCUUUUGACUUUAGCCUAAGGGGUGUUACAUCAAUUUCUUGCGAUAGCCACAAGUAUGGAUUUGCUCCGAAAGGAAACUCGACGGUUCUCUAUCGCUCUACCAGUUUAAGAACCUACCAGUAUUUUAUCUCACCUGACUGGUCGGGUGGUGUUUAUGCUUCUCCAUCUAUGGCUGGAUCCCGGCCCGGGGCCUUAAUAGCCGCAUGCUGGGCCUCCAUGAUGAACAUGGGCGAAGCAGGUUACAUUGAGUCCUGCUCCGAGAUCGUGGGCACUACGAAAAAACUUAUCUCUAGCAUACAAAGUAAUCCUGCACUUUGCUCUGAUCUCCAAGUUAUAGGAAAACCUUCCGUCUCUGUGGUAGCUUUCACAUCCAAGACCCUCAACAUAUAUGCCAUAGCUGAUGCAAUGAGCGAUAAAGGGUGGCAUUUGAAUAGCCUACAAUCACCACCAGCUGUUCACAUUGCGAUGACCUUGCCUACUUGUAAGGUUUGGGAAAAUUUUAUCAGGGAUCUCGAGACUGUACUCGAGGACGAACAGGAAAAGGACCGGGUGAGGAUAGUCGAAGGCAGGGGAGCUAAGAAUAUGCCAACUGGCGAUAGCGCCGCCCUCUACGGUGUCGCGGGUAGUCUGCCUAAUAAGGGUGUUGUUGUUGAGCUUGCUACGGGUUUCCUAGAUACUCUUUACAAAGCUUAA
Molecule: messenger RNA, 1704 nt
Organism: Blumeria graminis f. sp. triticale
Lineage: Eukaryota; Fungi; Ascomycota; Leotiomycetes; Helotiales; Erysiphaceae
Source: the annotation of a GenBank genome assembly